Molecule: messenger RNA, 1678 nt
Organism: Malaclemys terrapin pileata
Lineage: Eukaryota; Metazoa; Chordata; Testudines; Emydidae
Exons: 2
Coding region: 1-1086 (361 amino acids)
Source: RefSeq, a predicted model, not a curated record
AUGGGAGAGCGGAAGGGGAGCUGCAAUUACACCUUUCCCCCAAGAGGUGGUGCCAAAAGCGAGGACAGCUGCUCACGGCCGGGAGCUGCCAGCCGAGGUGAGGGAGAGGGAGGCUUCCACACAGCGCCCUGCCCGCGGGGCAGGGUAAAAGCAUACAUCUUCAUCAUCUGGACCCAUGGGAAGGAGACCCUGGAAGAAUUCCACCAUGAUUUCAACAGCUUCCAUCCCACCAUCAACCUCAGCCUGGACCAAUCUACACGGGAGGUCCACUUCCUAGACACCACCAUACAAAUAAGCGAUGGCCACAUUAACACCACCCUAUACCGAAAACCCACCGACCGCUAUGCCUACCUUCAUGCCUCCAGCUUCCACCCCGGUCACACCACACGAUCCAUCGUCUACAGCCAAGCACCGAGGUACAAUUGCAUCUGCUCCAACCCCUCAGACAGAGACCAAUACCUACAAGAUCUUCACCAAGCAUUCUCAAAACUACGAUACCCACACAAGGAAAUAAAGAAACAAAUCAACAGAGCCAGACGUGUACCCAGAAGCCUCCUGCUACAAGACAGGCCCAGAAGAGAAACCAACAGAACUCCACUGGCCAUCACCUACGGUCCUCAGCUUAAACCUCUCCAGCGCAUCAUCAGUGAUCUACAACCAAUCCUGGACAAUGAUCCCUCACUUUCACAGACCUUGGGAGGCAGGCCAGUCCUCGCCCACAGACAACCUGCCAACCUUAAGCAUAUUCUCACCAACAACCACGCACCGCACCAUAACAACUCUAACUCAGGAACCAACCCAUGCAACAAACCUCGAUGCCAACUCUGCCCACAUAUCUACACCAGCAACACCAUCACAGGACCUAACCAGAUCAGCUACAUCAUCACCGGCUCAUUCACCUGCACGUCCACCAAUGUUAUAUAUGCCAUCAUAUGCCAGCAAUGCCCCUCUGCUAUGUACAUUGGCCAAACUGGACAGUCACUAAGCAAGAGGAUAAAUGGACACAAGUCAGAUAUCAGGAAUGGCAAUAUACAAAAACCUGUAGGAGAACAUUUCAACCUCCCUGGCCAACAAUGGCAGAUGUAAAGGUAGCCAUCUUACAGCAAAAAAACCUUCAGGACCAGACUCCAAAGAGAAACUGCUGAGCUCCAGUUCAUUUGCAAAUUUGACACCAUCAGAUCAGGAUUAAACAAAGACUGUGAAUGGCUAUCCAACUACAGAACUCCUCCCUUGGUGUUCACACCUCAACUGCUAGCAGAGCACCUCACCCUCCCUGACUGAACUAACCUCAUUAUCUCCAUACUGAUUUAUACCUGCCUCUGGAGAUUUCCAUUACUUGCAUCUGAAGAAGUGAGGUUCUUACCCACGAAAGCUUAUGCUCCCAAUACUUCUGUUAGUCUCAAAGGUGCCACAGGACCCUCUGUUGCUUUUUAAGAAAUUAAUUAACUUGCAUUUCAUAUUCUUUCAUGUUUCAUAACAGUAGGCAGUUCCCCCAGUCGCUUUAGCUAGAAUUUCUCCUGCACCCACAGCUGUUCAGCAAGUUCUGUACUAUUAGUUUGCUGACAUCCACCCCAGAGGUUGACUGGAUUUAGUGGUGUGGCACAUUUUUAUGCAAUAUAGUCUGUAAAGUGCUUUGGGGAAGAAAGGUGCUAUCAAAAUAUAAAACAUUGUUAUUAUA